ACCAGGAGGGAUCAUCGUGCUUGGAAAACGCUCCCCUCACACGGACAAGAGCGCCCCCAAAUCUUUUUUGGCUUGAUAGGUCUAAUCUCUCCCAUGCGCGCCCAGGGAUCUCUUGCCUAGGGCACGCACUGCUAUGGCGUCGGCGGUAGGAGCGCUCGCGGCAGUGAUCCUGGCGCUGGGGCUGUGGAUCGCGGCUGGAAAUGUCGAAGGCGAUAUUCUCCAUUCCCUGAGGAGGAGCUUGGUCGAUCCAGAGAAUGUGCUCCAGAGCUGGGAUCCAACGCUGGUGGAUCCUUGUACUUGGUUUCAUAUCACUUGUGACAACCAGAAUCGAGUGAUAAGAGUGGAUCUUGGGAACGCUAAGCUUUCCGGAGUGCUGAUCCCAGAGCUGGGAAAGCUAGAAAACCUUCGUCAUCUGGAGCUCUACAAGAACAAUAUUGCUGGGCACAUCCCCCAGGAGCUCGGCAACUUGAAGAAGCUCGUGAGCUUGGACUUGUACAUGAACAACUUGACUGGCCCCAUUCCUCGAUCACUUGGAAAACUCAAGUCUCUUGCUUUCCUGCGUCUCAACAAGAAUCGACUUUCGGGACAAAUCCCAAGGGAACUGUCGUCAAUCUCGAGCCUGAAAAUAGUGGAUCUCUCUGACAACGAUUUGUGUGGCACAAUCCCGACCUCCGGAUCAUUCGCUCAGUUCUCACCAAAGAGCUUUGAUAACAAUCCCCGUCUCAAUGGUCCGGAGCUCCAGGGGUUUGUCCCUUACGACGAGGCAGCCUCGGCUGUUACUUCUGACGAGCACUCCUGCUGACAAAAUAGCUGAUCACUGGCUGUUUGGUUCUUGCCAGUGCUAAACAAAUGAGGAAGCAAAUCAAAUGGGCGAAGGCGAGGCCAAAGUACCUGUAAAGAAACGAAUCCAGCAGAAUGAAAACAGAGGAAAAAAAAUAUUAACUCCCUCCAGUUUGUUCUUUCUCGUCUAGACU
Selaginella moellendorffii is the source of this 974-nucleotide messenger RNA. Its product is annotated as leucine-rich repeat protein 1. The transcript is spliced from 7 exons. Gene Ontology annotation, molecular function: protein binding. Bases 134 to 802 code for a protein of 222 amino acids. The record is from RefSeq and is a predicted model, not a curated record. NCBI's taxonomy places the organism in Eukaryota, Viridiplantae, Streptophyta, Lycopodiopsida, Selaginellales, Selaginellaceae.